Rotaria sp. Silwood2 is the source of this 444-nucleotide messenger RNA. Lineage: Eukaryota; Metazoa; Rotifera; Eurotatoria; Philodinida; Philodinidae. The record is from the annotation of a GenBank genome assembly.
AUGAAUCAUCCAUAUAUUAGUGAUAAUUGUAAUAAUGUUGCACUUAUUUCUCAUCAUUUACAUAAAUAUGAAAAAGCAUUAAAUUUAUUUCAACGUUCUUUACAAAUACAUGAGAAUGAUUAUGAUCAAAAAAUGAGGAUACCUAUUUGUUUGAAUAAUAUUGGACGUUUAUGUUUAGAUCAACAUCAAUAUGAUCAAGCUAUUGAAUAUUAUUUUAAAGCGUUAGAAACGUCAUUAGAUUUAGCAUUAGAUUAUUAUUAUCAAAAGGCAUUAAAUAACAGUGAAACUAGUCCAUCAGAUCUUCUUUCAUCUGUUUUUAUGUCUAUGGGUAUUGUUUAUCAUCGACAACAUCAAUAUGAUUUAGUACUUGAAAUAUAUAAACAUGCUUUAUAUAUUCGUAAACAUUUGUUAUCAAAUUUUGAUCUUGAUUUAGUUUGGACAUAG